Fomitopsis serialis is the source of this 2193-nucleotide messenger RNA. RefSeq lists its product as uncharacterized. The record is from RefSeq and is a predicted model, not a curated record. Bases 1 to 2193 code for a protein of 730 amino acids. Lineage: Eukaryota; Fungi; Basidiomycota; Agaricomycetes; Polyporales; Fomitopsidaceae. The transcript has 8 exons.
AUGGCGACUUCAGCUGAACACGCCACCCAGCUUCCUUCGUCCUCGACCUUCUCCUUCAGCGCACCGUUCCCGCUUCCGAAACCCGCGUCUGCGUCCUCCGCGCCCCAGCCCAAGCAGCGCCGUGUUUCGCUUGCAUUGCCAUCCUCGCCCCGUCUGUUCCCCGCAUUCCACUUCCGCGACGACACGGGCGUCGGUGUCCACUCAGGAGAGUCAUCGUCGAGCCUUGGUCCCGAGAAGAAGGGCAAGAUGAGAAGAAUCGAAACCGACCCUCUAGAGGAGGAGGUUGUUCAAAUGUCUGGGCUGUCCGAGAAGAAGAUGAGGAAGAAGUGGACAACGGAGGAGACCCAGAUGCUUGUUGACGGCUGCAACAAGUUCGACGGUCGCUCGCCCGUGGAUCUGAAAGACAGAUUCCGCACCUAUUUUCCCGACGCGUACAAGCAACAUUAUCCAAACGCGAAGACGCAUUUGUCCUCCAAGAUUCGCUCCGCCCUACCCGACGGUAGCUCGAUCUUCGAGAAGACGCGCAGCAAGAAGCGUAGACCCUUCACCGAGGAGGAGGAUCGCGCUCUCAAGGCUGGUUACGACAAGCAUGGCACCGUUUGGGCCACCAUUGUGAAGGACCCUAUCUUCCAGGAGCAGAACCGACGGUCUACCGACCUCCGUGACCGCUUCCGGAAUGCGUUCCCCGACCUGUACGAGGCGGCAGGAUACAAACCACGCGCAUCGGCGAAGAAGAGGAGAGGAGAUAUGCCUCAGCCCGUGCGAGCGGCAACUGAUGAUCAACUCGUCUCAACCAGCUCGACUGGCCCUGUCAGGAAGAGGCGCCAUACCACUCAGGGCCUGUUCCGCGGUGGAACGAAGAGCCUCGGAUGGGAGGAGGAAAUGACAAGCUCCGUCGCGCAGGAAGGCCUCCGCACAUCGCCGCCCGAAGAUGGCUACCCGGGCGAAGUCGAUAUGCAAGCUGACACUAUGGCAGACUCGUCGGAUAUCCAAGAUUAUAUGCCGAAUUCCGAGCUGUCUGAAAUCACGGAUUCGUCGCAGUCGCAGGCCUGGGCGUCUGGACUCGACACACCCUUGCACUCAGGCCCAUGGUCCUCUGCGACCAAUGCGGCGUCACCGACAUCCUCCCAUCUUUCAUCUGACUAUUUCGUGACUCAAUCUCCUUUCCACCGGCGGCCAGACGGUGCGCAGAUCAUGAUCGGCAAAUCCGCCUGGGGUCCCCAAGACUGGCUUUCAGCCAACCCACGCCUCGACCCCUCCGCUGCCCAUAGUAGCAACUCGUCUUUCCUUGGCGGCGUCUCCCCCACUCCUUCGUCUCCCUUCUCCUUUGCGCACCUCAACCACGGCGUGCUUGACCGCUACGACUUAUUCCCACCGUCGCUUGCGCACGACUUCGCCGCGGGCCUUGGGCUUUCGGGCAUGCAACAACCUCACGGGCUCCCUAUGCAUGCGCAUACGCCUGCACUGCCAGGAAUCGACGAGAUCGAGCUCACGAUGGACCUCAGCGCAUUCAGCUUGCCUUCGCAAUCGCUCGAGCUCGACGAGAUCGUCGGGCUGUCGCUGCCGCAGGAGUUCAAUGCUACGCCGCCGGGCACGCCGCAGACGACGUCGCGGUCCAUUCGAUCUCAUGCCAACGCACACUAUACUCGUCCCACAACCACGCAGCUGCUCAAGUCCAGGCCUCUGCAGCCACCGCCACGGUCAAUGUCCUUCAUGGAUGACAUGCCUGUCCAUGGACCGGAGGUCGUUGACAUGGCUCUCCAGCAGGCGCAAGCGUAUCAGCCGGGACCAUCCUAUCAGCCUGACGGGUGGCGGCCUCAGGGGGAUAUGUACGAUCUGCCCUUCCUGGAUCUGCACUACUACACGUCGUCCAGCCACAAUCCUGCAAUCACCGGGCUUGAUGGAGACGGUGCUGCACAAGGCACUCUGAAGCCAGACGUGGACCUUGCCCGUCAAGGCCAAGCGCUGGAUCUUGCGGAGACGUACGCCUCUUCGAGGCCGUUGGGUGUCAUGCCGUCGCUCACGCAGCAGAUGUCGUUGAUGUCGCAUAGCGCGAGCACGCCUCCAGUGGCGAAUCGCAUGGUCCCUAUGCAUCAUCGUGGGCUGAGUGCGGUCUCCCCGCAGGACCUCCUACUCCGGAAGAGUAACGACAACAAGCGCAAGCGGUCCAGCUGGGAUGGCGGCGUGCACUGA